Molecule: messenger RNA, 2303 nt
Organism: Phacochoerus africanus (Common warthog)
Lineage: Eukaryota; Metazoa; Chordata; Mammalia; Artiodactyla; Suidae
Gene: OLIG3
Product: oligodendrocyte transcription factor 3
Exons: 2
Coding region: 404-1174 (256 amino acids)
Molecular function (GO): protein dimerization activity
Source: RefSeq, a predicted model, not a curated record
GGAGCAUCUUUAGAGAAAAUUAUUUGGGUUUCCCUUUUAUCUCUUUUGUUUUGGAAGGGGGACUGGGUUAAAAGGUGAACCCUACAGGGCAACCUCCUGCCGUUAGGUCUCGGCCAAAGUUUCUGCCGGUCAAGUUUGAGGCUUGAGCGAAAGAAGCCCCCGGACGUUGUUGAUUGACCAGUGCCUCACAGUAGCCUCCUGGCAGGUCAGCCAGCACGACAUUUGUCUCUGGAUUCUUGCGAGGGGGUGGGGUGGGGGGAGCAGUCGCUCCUGAGCCCAAAUCGCCGCUGCUUCGGGCAGAGCGGCAGCUUCUGGAGAGAACUCGGUGGCUGGAGCUGCAGAGCAGUGGGCGUCGGGCACCGAGCGGCACGCAUCGGGCAUCGGCAGAGCUUCAUCUCCGGACAUGGACGAGAUGUAUCUGAGGGACCACCACCACCGCCAUCACCACCACCAGGAGAGCCGCCUCAACUCGGUCUCAUCCACGCAGGGCGAUAUGGUGCAGAAGAUGCCCGGGGAAAGCCUCUCGCGGGCCGGCGCCAAGGCCGCGGGCGAGAGCAGCAAGUACAAAAUCAAGAAGCAGCUGUCGGAGCAGGAUCUACAGCAGUUGCGGUUGAAGAUCAACGGACGCGAGCGCAAGCGGAUGCAUGACCUGAACCUCGCCAUGGACGGGCUGCGCGAGGUCAUGCCAUAUGCGCAUGGGCCCUCGGUACGCAAGCUCUCCAAGAUCGCCACUCUCCUGCUGGCCAGAAACUACAUCCUCAUGCUCACCAGUUCCCUGGAGGAGAUGAAGAGGUUGGUUGGUGAGAUCUAUGGGGGCCACCACUCGGCCUUCCACUGCGGGACCGUGGGCCACUCGGCCGGCCAUCCGGCGCACGCCGCCAACGCCGUGCACCCGGUGCACCCCAUCCUGGGCGGCGCGCUCUCGUCCGGCAACGCGUCGUCACCGCUGUCCGCCGCCUCGCUGCCCGCCAUCGGCACCAUCCGGCCUCCCCACUCGCUCCUCAAGGCGCCCUCCACGCCACCCGCGCUGCAGCUGGGCAGCGGCUUCCAGCACUGGGCCGGGCUGCCCUGCCCCUGCACCAUCUGCCAGAUGCCGCCGCCGCCGCACCUGUCCGCUCUCUCCACCGCCAACAUGGCCCGGCUGUCGGCCGAGUCCAAGGACUUGCUCAAGUGAGCAGCGGGCCGGGCCGGCUGCGGAGGAUGAGGGGCGAGCGGAGGGAGGGGUCGAGGUGCCGGGCCGGGAGGGAAGAGGGUGGCUGGGAGCUCGGCCGGAGGGAGGGUGGGCGCAGGGCCCCGAGGCCUCCCACACAGUCUGAGAGCUCUCAGAUCCCACUUGACCCCCGGAGGGAAAGGACUAAAAUCAAACUGCAAUUUCUAGGUGGUAGCGAAGGGGGACUCGAACCAGAUGUUGUGUGUCUUGCAUGCAUGCUUCCUUUCUCCAUGCCGCGCCAGUAUUUCUCACUGCCAUAUGCUCUUGUCAAAACUGCAUUUGUUGUAUAAAGAUGGGAUCGGUGUAAACACUUGCGAAGGAACUUUAGAGUUGGCUUUCUCUGGCUUUUGGAAAAGACAGCCAUCCCUUUGGUGGGAAACAAAUGUAAAUAUUUCCUUGAGAUGGAUGCAGUUAUGAUGGUCUAUCCUUUCCACAGUUGUUUUUCGAGAGACAAUAUGGAGAGAGAGAGAGAGAGAGGAAAGGGAAAAUCUCAAGACCCAAGUUUGGAAUUUCACCUCCGCAUGACAUGUCUCCUGUGGGUUUUCCUUAAGACGCAGUGUAGGUCGAAAGAACGCAUGCAUGCUUCUCAAUGAAUCUCAUCUAAACAUGUUGUGCAGGCCGUGAUACCAUUUUCCUUGUAACAAGGAUUUAUUAGUGAAUUCUCUGAAGUACUCCAUAUAUCUGUCUGUGGUUGUAGGAAAUGCAAAAGGGGACAGAGUGCAAAGACCCAAACUCACGCACUCGCGCUUCUCCCCCACCCCACCUUCAAACUCCAUUCCCAACUCUCCCGGGCUGUUAUAGGGGCAGGUGUUGCAAGAGCUUGGGCUCCCUCUACUAGCUUGCCCCCACACCCCUUGCUCAGUUAUCCUGCAUGCAGGGUUGGCUCUCUCUAUCAUCAGCUUUGAAAACUUAUUCGUGGUUUGGGGAGGGAGGGGGCGCCGUUUUUAUUUUCCUGAACAUUUGCUUGAAAUAUUUUGUUAGGGCUUCGAAGACAAGACCUGUCUUUAUUUUUUAUAUAUUCUUGAUAACUAUGAUAUAUUUAUUAAUAACCAGUGUUUCUGGAUGAGAUUUCAAAUAAAAAAGAAACUUUAAA